AUGGACCCAGGUUUUUCUCCUUGCUGGUUUCACUAUCACUGGGGCCCUGCGACCUCUUGCUUUCCUGGGGACACUGUGUAUCUAUCUCCUCACCCUGGCAGGGAACUUGUUCAUCAUUGUCCUGGUUCAGGCAGAUUGGAGACUCUCAUGAGCAGACGGGUACAGUUAUGGCUGGCAGGGGCCACUUGGGUGGCUGGCUUCUCAGCUGCACUUGUACCAGCAAGCCUCACAGCCACUCUGCCCUUCUGUUUAAAAGAGGUGGCUCAUUACUUCUGUGACCUGGCACCACUAAUGAGGUUGGCGUGUGUGGACACAGGUUGGCAUGCUCAAGUCCACAUUGUAGUGAUUGGUAUUAUCAAUGCCUGCAAUCUUGUGCUCAUUUUAGGACUGUAUGGGGGUAUCCUGAGAGCUGUGCUGAAGCUGCCCUCAGCUGCCAGCCAAGCCAAGGCCUUUUCCACCUGCUCCUCCCACAUAAGUGUCGUGGUGCUCUUCUUUGCCUCUGCUUUCAUUGUCUAUGUGGGGCCACCUGAGAGUCGUCCUGAAGGCACUGACAAACUUCUUGCCUUGGUUUAUACUUUUCUUACCCCUUUUCUCAACCCCAUUAUUUACACUUUUCGUAACAAGGAAGUGAGAGAAGCUGUCAAGAGAAUCACCCAAAGCAUUAGGGCUAUGAUUAAGAGACCCUGA
Molecule: messenger RNA, 687 nt
Organism: Odocoileus virginianus texanus
Lineage: Eukaryota; Metazoa; Chordata; Mammalia; Artiodactyla; Cervidae
Product: olfactory receptor 6N1-like
Biological process (GO): G protein-coupled receptor signaling pathway; detection of chemical stimulus involved in sensory perception of smell
Cellular component (GO): plasma membrane
Molecular function (GO): olfactory receptor activity; G protein-coupled receptor activity
Source: RefSeq, a predicted model, not a curated record